AUGUCUAGUAAACGACAUGGAAGCAAUCAAAAGAAGAGACCAGCAUUAGGUCAACAGUUUGAUAGCUAUCGUCAGAUACGACAGCGUCCCACAGACGAAGAUCCUGCAGUCACAGAUGUAACUCAGGGUAUAAGUGCUAUUUCUACUACAAGCGGAGCACAGAUCACCGAAGCAGCAUACCAUAGCCAAGGAAGUUGGCCGCCUCCACCGCCUGGGGCGGAUGUUACUGUGAGAAGUUCAGGUGGUUACGGUGACAAUAACCCUAGUUAUCAGUCUAGCCAACAGCCUGGAUAUCCCUCUUACCAACAGUCAAGCCAACUGCCUGCAUAUUACGCCUACGAAUACGAACUGUCAAGCCAACUGGCUGAAUACUCUCACCAACAGUCAAGCCAACAGCCUGGAUAUAACUCCUACCGACUGCCUGGGUAUCACUCAAGCCAACAGUCAAGCCAACUGCCUGGGCAUCAGUCUUCCGCAAAUGCGAGAUUACCUGUUGACAAUACUACUUCGGGCCCUCCACCUAUGGAUCCUCCAUCUAUGGGCCCUCCACCUACGGGCCCUCCACCUAUGGGCCCUCCACCUAUGGGCCCUCCAUCUAUGGGUCCUCCAUCUAUGGGCCCUCCACCUUUGGGCCCUCCACCUUUGGGCCCUCCACCUUUGGGCCCUCCACCUUUAAAAGAUGGUCGUCUUAUGGGUAUGCCUAAUAUAGAACCUCUUGGUAAUGAUAUUUUAUAUCUCAUAACGUUAUUCAACCGGGGAAGGCCGCGCGAUGCCAGGACGUUUUGUUUACAGCGGCUCGUAAAGGCUAACGUAGGGCCUGCAGGUGAAAACCACAGGUGGGAAGAAUUGAGUGGUGGCGGUGAAGUCAGUGGUGGUGAAGUCAGUGGACCGAUGGAAUAUUUUGCUAGACCGGGCGUCCACACCAAUCACCAGAAAUACGGUUUCCCGCGGUCUCUUGGGGUCAUUCUUACUAGUUCUAGAAAGGCAAAGGUGUUUUUUUGGGAGUUUGGGGCCCACCGCUGGGGUCACAGUCUCACCCCAGCUCUUGAAAACGCUUAUGAUGAGUUGCUUCGUGAAUCUGACACAAACGUGCUUUCAUCUCAAAUUUCACUGCAAGUCUUGCUUGGGAUGAGAAAGAACGCGACUGGUCACCCUAAGACCCAGGUCAUGAACUUUCUAAAUCCUGCCAACCUGAAAAAAAUAUCCUUGGAUGAGAUUGACUUUCACAACGAAAAUAAUUUGGUCACACCUCUAAUGGACAUAUCUAAUUUUGGGUCGGAAAAAGAUAUUCAAAUAAACCUAUUUCCAUUUCUUACAUCGACGAAUAAUGAAUGGGGAUGGCGCCUUACAACCCAAGAACCAGGUCGUUUAUUCACCCACGUCCAAGUUGAAACAUCAUGGGAUGAAGCCAAUAUGACUAGAGAGACGAGGACUGUGACUGCCAUUCAUUCUUUUGCCAUACCAGCCCGACCGUCAAAUAGGUUAUUGUAG
Molecule: messenger RNA, 1491 nt
Organism: Talaromyces proteolyticus
Lineage: Eukaryota; Fungi; Ascomycota; Eurotiomycetes; Eurotiales; Trichocomaceae
Exons: 1
Coding region: 1-1491 (496 amino acids)
Source: RefSeq, a predicted model, not a curated record